Nerophis ophidion (straightnose pipefish) is the source of this 4588-nucleotide messenger RNA. RefSeq lists its product as uncharacterized. The record is from RefSeq and is a predicted model, not a curated record. NCBI's taxonomy places the organism in Eukaryota, Metazoa, Chordata, Actinopteri, Syngnathiformes, Syngnathidae. The transcript is spliced from 4 exons. Bases 359 to 1066 code for a protein of 235 amino acids.
GUGGCGUUUUCCUCAGGCAAGUCACAGUGGAGCUCUCAUCAACUGCAUGGUCAGGAAGUGGUUAGCGUGUCACUCUCCGUGACUUGAUGGUGGUCCUCUUCGCCCUGCACACCCCCGGUCAUCCCGCAACUAGACUUGUGUCCGGACGGCAGACAUGGACUCGCCUCGGCCGCAGCGACGCGGACAACUUCAACCAAAGGAACGGAAGUAAUUUCCCGGAAAGAUGUCGGUCGUCGUUGUCAUUCUUUUGUAGAAGAACCGAGAUGGCAACUGUUGUUUUGUGACACCUCGGGCGAGGUGCCACACCUUCGCGUAGCGCAACAGGUAGGUCGAAACCGCUCCACCAAAAACCGGCCAAAUGGGGUGCCAUUGCUGCCGGAUGAUGAAAAGUUACAUGUCCGACCCCUCUGUGGCGGCGGAUGUGAGUAAGACGGACUCCCUCUACCGCACACACAGCCUCUCAGGCGGGGACAUUGGCGGCCGCCGCUCGCAGAUAGAAGACAAGGAGGGCUUCCACAACCUGGCCUACAGCAUCUCCAGUGACAGCAGCCUCAGACUCGAGGUGGACAACAACCACGUCAACCACAGGCUGCAUGCUGCGCCUCCGCCCGCGCUGGCCAGCGCCCCCCCUGCAGAGGGGGCCCUCUACAUCAUCCAGCCGGACGCUCUGGGGCCGCAAUGGGUGAUCCGGGACACGCGCCACAGUCAGGUACCGGUGUACAAUCAUAAGGUCUUUGGCGAAUUGAGACAUUGGGACAGCGUCAAUGCGGGUGGAAGCCUGUCGGCGGACGAGGUGGACGAAGGUGUAGGGGGGACACCGGAGUACCCGUGCGACACGGGGGACGAGGGCAGCGUCUUGUCCGUGGACAUCCAAACCAGCACCGCCAGCCUGUCGUCAGGCGACACCAAGUACGAGCGCAAAUGCAAGGCGGCAGACGUGUCCACCGUGGAAAGCGGCAUCUGCGUGACAAAGAGCGAGGACGAGGUGCAAAGUGUCAUGGACUCGAUGGUGGCCGAGGCCCUCGCCGCCCUCGAAGCCGCCACGGCCGGGGAGGACUGUGAGUAAGGGAUGCCCGUGGGACUGCAUUCAGAAGAAAACACGUUUACAAAGGACGAGUCCUGGUGUGCGAGGCAAGUGUGUCAACACUCCGGUCGUCCAGUGAAACCUUAGCGUUGAAUCAGCGUUUUCUUUUGCGUAGUGGACAGAAUCUUUAGGCCUUCGUUAGGAUUUUCGAAGGGCAUGACAAAGCACAAUUUUCUCAUUUUGCUUUCUACUGGUACGCAAAAGUUGCUUUGUAAGGAAGUUAACAUUUAAUGUGGACAACCUUCUUUCCUUGAAAUGAACCCUUUGAUCUGGGGGCCAUUUUUAGUAAUAAGGAGGACAGAGUGAACUGGGACUUGACUUCAACAACUGUAUGAUCCAAAUCCAAGGGAUGUGUUUCCUUCGCCAGCUCCCACAAAUGUUUGUUGACUCCCCCCAGACUUCCCAAACGACUGGCAUCACCGCCUAGGUGGCCGCUAAUGAGCACCUCCGGGCUCUGGCGCCUCAACUCCCAGCAGACAGAAGCGGCACAUUUUUAAGGCCGAAUGCAUUUUGUUGCGUAGUCGUGUUUAUUUGUGGCGCCGCUCCGCUUCCUUACAUUUGCAUUCGGCAUCCGGCCGUCAAUGUUUCACCGCCGCAGACAUUCUUAAUCAGUGACCGCGGACAGCAGCAAAUAGCCUGACAUGUCUGUGUUGUCCCCAGCUUUUAGGGGAGCUUACAGUAAUUGCGGAGCAUUCUCUGAGGAAGAAUGGUCAGAAAAGUACAAACUUCCGAAUUUAUUUCCCGGUUCAUCUGAUCCGAGCAAACCGAAUCCCAGACCUGAUACCUCAUGAAAUGUUCAACCUCUCCCUGCAAACAGACCCUGAGAGUUAAACAUUACACCCAUGUAAGCGGCGCCUGCAUGUAGUGGUGUACUGCAGUUGAUUGGUCCAGAAGGUCGCAGUGUUUCGGCGUUAAACAUUGACCAGGCUUCCCUACUGCCACCCCCUCCAAAUGUGCACCGGUGCCCAAACCUGCGUAAUGGUGCACGAUGAGAUUAGAUUUUGUCUAGAUUUUUUUUUUUCUUUGGGAAGAGCUGAAGUAAACAGUCAUGUGUGUGCAACAGGAGUCAAUAUUUGCAGCCACGCCCGCCCAGCCCUGACCUCCUGUGUUUGGCCAGAGGGAAGCUCAGCGCCGCGGGCGAGAUGGCGUCUCCUUGUGCGCUUGAACCACAUCGACACGGCGCUACAUGUUCUUUGUCUGCUCUCUAACGCUUACUUCUGCUGAGGCCUUUUUUUACUCAUUCGUAUACAAUAAAACAUUAUUGGUAUGUGACAUUUGCUAAAUGGUAGUGCGUGGCCGCAUUCAAUUUCCACAACACCAGUGUUUUUCAAGCACUGUGCCAUGAAAUACAGUCUGGUGUGCUGUGAAAGAUUAUGUAAUUUCACCUAAUUGGGUUAAAAAUAUUUUAUGCAAACCAGUAAUUAUAAUCCGCAAAUAAUGUGCCAUUGUUGAGUGUCUGUACUGUAUAGAGCAGGGGUAAGGAACCUAUGGCUCUAGAGCCAGUUGUGGCUCUUUUGAUGACUGCAUCUGGCUCUCAGAUAAAUCUUAGCUGACAUUACUUAACAGGAUAAGUAAUUAAUAAUUCCGGUGUUAAAAAUAAUGUUCAAAAUAUCAGUUUUCUACCGCACCUGUUCAAGAAGUUGCAAUGAUGGUAAGACGUAUUUUAUUUAUUUUUGGUUAGCUUCAGAAUAACAACGUUAUUAAAAAGAAUCAGAGACUUAUUAUACUCUAAAAAUGUUGGUCCUACUUAAAAAUGCACGCAUUUAGUUGUAGUCAGUGUUAAAAAAAAUAUUAUAUGGCUCUCACGGAAAUACAUUUUAAAGUAUUUGGCUUUCAUGGCUCUCUCAGCCAAAAAGGUUCCCGACCCCUGAUCUAGAGCUCAGCACAGUUACCGUGUAAUACUCUUCCAUAUCAGUAGGUGGCAGCAGGUAGCCAAAUGCUUUGUAAAUGUCGGUAACGAUGACUAAGGUUUGCCGUGAUCACAAUAUGCAGACAAAAUAAAUAAAAAAGGCGAGUGCCGCUAAGAAAAGGCAUUGAAGCUUAGGGAAGGCUAUGCAAAACGAAACUGAAACUGCAUAGUAAACAAAAACAGAAUGCUGGACGACAGCAAAGACUUACAGCUAAGAAAAGGCAUUGAAGCAUAGGGAAGGCUAUGUAAAACGAAAAAAACUGAACUGUCUGCAAAGUAAACAAAAACAGAAUGCUGGACGACAGCAAAGACUUACAGUGUGUGGAGUGGAGAUCUCCCGUUCAAAGGCAAAACCUAGUAACUUACGUCUAGCUGAUUUUGAGAAAACAAAGGAAAACCAAUCUAUCUUGAUGCUGUCUUACAAAGAUCUAAAAAGUCAUCAAACGUAUAGAUGUUUUCUUGAGCUUUCAUUUUCUUGGCAAUUGAGCCAUGGAUUGAAUCUGCUCUCAUGAACGUGUGCCCUUUCUCCAGAUAUUUUAUCACAAUCUCGGGUGGGCCCCAUUCUGCGUUUGCACAUUGGGCAAGAGCCGUGUACAGCAUCCAGUUUUUAUUUUGACCUCCACAGUUAUCUGCCCAAAAGAGUAUGCAAGGGGAAGAAUCAAGAACAAUACAUUUAAUGAAGGUGCUUGCAACGUCCUGGGCCAAUCUUCCAAAUAUCCCCUUGUGCCAUAAUAUCACAUAAUCAGGUUGACCGUCGGCCCCCAUUGGUGCAAAUGUCUCAUUAAAGACAAUAAGGCGACUGACAAAGAAGCUCCGAUUGGUCCCUUGAGAUACUAGGUUUUUCUGUUGUAUCUACGCGGUUAUGUGGUAGUUGCUAGGUCCUGCCAUGCGCGUAACAGCUUACUUACGGAACAAAUUACAAUAUCGCAUACUCUAAUGUAAAGCAUAUCACCUAGGAACUCCAAAAAUAUUAUCAGCUUAGUUUUGACCAAAAUUGAGUUACUGGAUUUUGCCUUUGGACGGGAGAGAUGGCAUCCACAAAAUACAUCCGUACAUGAGAAUACAGUCAACACUGUUCCCACAGAGAAGGAUAGUGUCUGCACAACUUAGUCUUAAUUGCUAAAGCAAAGCAGGUGCAGGGAAUAGCGCUCAAAGGAAAGCAUGGAACUGUUACAGGGAACUUCCAAGAAAACAGGAAAAGACACCAAAAUAGGAGCGCCAAACACUACACAGGAAAACACCAAACCCUCCAAAUAAGUCACGGUGUGAUGUGACAGUACACCUACUUUGAGACAAGAGUCAUAGUGAAGCAUGGUUGGUUAUGGUUUGAAUUCAUAUCAAACAAUUGCGAGAACGACUUUUUACUGUCAAUAUCGGCUGUUGAGUUUCAUUUUUUUAAUGUUUUCUGCUGGUGACGUGCCUUCGGAUUUUUUCAAUGUAAACAAUGUGCCUUGGCUCAAAUAAAGUUGAAAAACACUGCACUGCACGGAGAUCCCAAUAUUCCCCAACAAACAGUUCUGUGAGCUCUGAUAUGUAUACAUCUUUAUUUUUUUGUCAUUAAAUAAAAACACAGCAAUCAAUAAAACAAGUACAAA